GCGCUCUGUGCACAGACGACCUUCUUCCCAUCCCUUCCCUCUGCUAGUCUGCUUCGUUCCUCGGCCAUGGUGGUCCUCGCCAAGGGUGAGCUCGAGCAGAUCGCCCUCCCGGCUGCAGAGCCGCCCCCGGCCGACGUGCGGUCGGUGGACCUGUCCGCCCCGGCGGGCCCCGCGCGCGAGGCCGCGGCGCGCGCGCUGGUGGCGGCGUGCGAGGAGCACGGGUUCUUCCGGGUGACGGGCCACGGCGUGCCGGCCAGACUCGUGCGCGCCGCGGAGGCCGCGGCGGCCGGGUUCUUCGCGCGGCCGCAGGGCGAGAAGGAGGAGGAGGGCCCCACGCUCGGGUACGGAAGCAAGCGCAUCGGCGGCAACGGCGACCUCGGCUGGGUCGAGUACCUCCUGCUCGGUGGCACACCCGCCGCCGCGCCUUCCUCGGCAUUAUUGCCCUGCGCCGCCGCCCCGUCGCCGUCCGCGCCGGCCGGGCCGUUACGGGACCUUCUGGACGAGUACACGGUGGCGGUGCGGCGGAUGGCGUGCGCGGUGCUGGAGCUGAUGGCGGAGGGGCUGGGCAUCGCCGGCGGCGCCGGGGACGCGGUGCUGGCGCGGCUGGUGGCGCGCGCGGACAGCGACUGCAUGCUGCGGGUGAACCACUACCCGCCGCGGCCGGCGCUCAACCCCAGCCUCACGGGGUUCGGCGAGCACACCGACCCGCAGAUCAUCUCGGUGCUCCGCGCCAACGGCACCUCCGGCCUGGAGAUCGCGCUGCGGGACGGCGCCUGGGCCUCCGUCCCGCCCGACGGGGACGCCUUCUUCGUCAACGUCGGCGACACCCUGCAGGUGUUGACGAACGGGAGGUUCAGGAGCGUGAGGCACAGGGUGGUGGUGAACAGCGAGAAGUCCCGGGUGUCCAUGGUCUUCUUCGGCGGCCCGCCGCCCGGCGAGAGGCUGGGCCCGCUGCCGCAGCUCCUGGGCGACGGCGGCCGGAGCCGGUACCGGGACUUCACCUGGAGCGAGUUCAAGACCAGCGGGUGCAGGACCAGGCUCGCGGAAGACCGCCUGUCCCGCUUCGAGAAGAAGUAGCUAGAGGCUACGUCAUUUGCAUGACCGGCGGUAGGAUCGAUUACCAUGUAUGCUUCUCUGUAUAUGUCAGUUGCAUUGCCACAGCUCUAGCUACUGGCGCCCGUACGUGUAUAUUAGUGGCCAUGCUCGUAUUGUACGUGCACGUGUAUGCACGCAUAUACAUGGUGGCACCACACAGGGUAUCAUGCAUCCAAUGUUAUCUAUUAUCCAUGGAGUACCAACCAUGCAUGCAUGGUCCUGUUAUUA
Zea mays is the source of this 1323-nucleotide messenger RNA. Its product is annotated as gibberellin 2-beta-dioxygenase. The record is from RefSeq and is marked validated. The transcript is spliced from 3 exons. NCBI's taxonomy places the organism in Eukaryota, Viridiplantae, Streptophyta, Magnoliopsida, Poales, Poaceae. The coding region runs from base 67 to 1077 and encodes 336 amino acids.